CCGUGCGCGGCCACACCUGCAUUCAUCGGGGAAAGUCCGUCCGGUGGAGAGGCAGAGAGACCUAAAGGCUUCAGAGGAGCGGAGCACCUUCAGCAGCUCCCAUCGCAUUAAUCUGGACACUUUGAUCCGAAAAGGGAUAAGGCAUGAAGGCGUGCGAUGGUUGGUGGUACUGAGACUUUGCAACCGUGGAGGACACAGCUGGAAAAUUUGGAUUAAAGACGAAAUAGACGAUUCGGAAAAGAAGAGACCGAGUGGCAGCAGCUGAGCGCACAGAUCAGAGUCCGUUUCACAGCGCAAUCUGGGACCACCAUUUUGGAUUCACGGCCAAAGAUUUCUCGAGGUGACGGCUGCCGCCCUGCAAAACCAGACUGGAAAUUCUGUGGAUAUUUGGAUUCUUUGCUUUGGAUGUGGAAGCUGUUAGGAUGAUUUGGAUUCACCUCUGUAUCCAGUUAGUUAUACUGACUAACUGACUGAGUUAGCUAUACUGACUAACUGACUAAGACUAAUGAGCUAUACGAAUUUUCAUUCACACAGGACCAAGAUACCUAAACUGUUGUGGAACCUUUGAGUAGAGGCCACAGCGGAUACAACUACAAUGCACUGAGCUCAGUCAAGUGUUUUGGUACAUUUUGUGUAUUGCAUUCACUUCCGACAACUCAAGCCACCUUUAAGAUUAUCAGGAUAAUAUACGUAGCAACCCUAUAAAACUGUAGUUUUCUGCUGGUCCUGAUAAAACUAUGUUGGCUGUUUGUGAAUGAAAUAAGGACCGAAAGCAUUAUUUGGUGGAUUCUGUUUUCUAUGUUGUGGUGGUGGCCUUAUUCAGCAGGCUGGGAGUGGCAUCAGGAUGCCUGAACUGGACAACUUUGCCCCCCUGAGGGGUCAUAGAGGUCCCGAUCUGAGCUUAAAUGGUCCAGCAGACCCACUUCGGAUUCAGCACAGCAUCCUGGAAGAGCAGGUGGAGCUGUGGUGGUUCAGAGAUCCUGGGAAGUCUCUGCUCUGCUACUGCGUGGCUGUUCUUCUAAUCGUGGGCUGCGGGCUGGGCGGCGUCGGCCUUCUCUCCACCACCACCAGCGUCUCGAGCGAAUGGCGGCUGGGCGCAGGCACGGCCCUCUGUCUGCUGGCCCUGGGGGUCCUGCUCAAACAACUGCUCAGCUCGGCUGUGCAGGACAUGAAUUGCGUUCGAAGUCGACAGCGCAUCAACAUGCUAAAAAGUGGUGGUUUGUCGGACGUCCUUGUGGUUUUGAUUACAGGGCUGUCAUUGUUGAUUUGUGGAGGGGUUCUACUAUACCUGGCCCUGGCUAACCACAUGCCGAAGCCUGGCCAAGCCCUUAAUGACAUGUACAUCUCUGGAGUGGUUUUGCUAGCUGGAGGGGGGGCUGCGGUGGUGGGUGUUGGGAUAUACUCCUUUUCGGUCGUCCUGCUUGAGAGGACAAGGCACGGACGACGGUUGCUGGACCAGGUUUUGAAUAUCUUCACUGUUUCUGGACACAUGGACCGCCAGGCCCGCAGAGAGACUACCUCCAGUCUGGCUAAUCUCAUAUGAGAAGUAACCACACUACGACUGUGUAUUUUAGCCCCUUGCUCUUCAUGUCAGAACAUUUAACCUCGAAUAAAAUAAGAGCUUUAUGUCCAAAUAUCACAAGAAAUCAGU
Perca flavescens (yellow perch) is the source of this 1651-nucleotide messenger RNA. RefSeq names its product transmembrane protein 125a (gene tmem125a). Lineage: Eukaryota; Metazoa; Chordata; Actinopteri; Perciformes; Percidae. The coding region runs from base 845 to 1543 and encodes 232 amino acids. The record is from RefSeq and is a predicted model, not a curated record. The transcript has 3 exons.